Molecule: messenger RNA, 548 nt
Organism: Coffea arabica (coffee)
Lineage: Eukaryota; Viridiplantae; Streptophyta; Magnoliopsida; Gentianales; Rubiaceae
Source: RefSeq, a predicted model, not a curated record
UCUCAUUUCCGUUUAAUUUCCUCCCUUCCUUCCCCUAUAAGGUAUUUCCUUCCUUCCGACCCAAAUCAAUCAGAAUUACUAAUAUUUGAUCCCCCCAAAAUAAAAAUGUCAAAGCAAAAUGCCGUCUUCAUUGUAGCCAUUCUACUGUUACUCACCGUUACAUGUACCGCUCGCGGUGAUCCUUCUCUGCUGAAAGCCCGAAAGGAGAAUCCUGAGGCGGAGAAAUUCGUGGGGGUUGAAGGAGCAAGCUGCCAAGGAGCGGAGGAUGAAGAAGAGUGCUUGAUGCAGAAAAGUUCUGUGGCUCAUCUCGAUUACAUUUACACAAAUGACAGCCAUGGCCGUUAGCAUACUCCUUUUCCAUGCCCCGAUGUGUCUAGGUGCAAAAUAAAUUAUGGAAACGGGUUAUAUAUAUAUAUAUGAAAAACGUUUUCAUUUACUUGCUUUUGCGAGUUGGAAUUGUAUUACAAAUCAAAUUCAUUCGCUUUUGGAAUUGUAUUACCAACUACCAACCUUUUGGACUUGUGUAAUUAUUCCACAAACAAGAAUAC